This is a messenger RNA of Lacerta agilis (Sand lizard), 2494 nucleotides long. RefSeq names its product adenosine monophosphate deaminase 1 (gene AMPD1). Gene Ontology annotation, biological process: AMP metabolic process; IMP salvage. Gene Ontology annotation, cellular component: cytosol. The coding region runs from base 121 to 2361 and encodes 746 amino acids. Gene Ontology annotation, molecular function: AMP deaminase activity. Lineage: Eukaryota; Metazoa; Chordata; Lepidosauria; Squamata; Lacertidae. The record is from RefSeq and is a predicted model, not a curated record. The transcript has 16 exons.
UUGGAUUACAAGAGCAGAGAUAAAUAGUAAAAUGAGUGUUGGGUGGUUGUGCAGCUUCGUUCUUCCACUCGUCCACGGCACACUUGGUUUCUCAGGACUCUCCUGAGGUAGUAGGGGAAAAUGCCGAAGGUGAAAGUUCCAGCAGAGGAGAAACAAACGGAUGAUGCCAUGCGCUCCUUCGCAGAGAAGGUCUUUGCCUCAGAGGUGAAGGAUGACGGGGGCCGGCACGAAAUCUCUCCCUUUGAUGUGGAGGAUGCCUGCCCCAUAUCACAUCAUGAAAUGCAACAGCAUAUGAUCAAGGAGGAGGAGAGUUCAAGUGACACUGGGAAAAAGAAGAAGAGGCUAUUGAAGCUGAAGACCAUUGCACUGCUUGUUCCUACUGCGGGAAAGUCUUCCACCAAAUUGUCCACCUUAGAUGAGGUCAUCUCCAGCAGUGCUCUGUAUCAAGCCGUUCCCAAAUUCCAGCGUGUUCAGAUCACAGGAGACUAUGCUGCAGGGGUGACAGUGGAAGAUUUUGAAGUGGUCUGCAGAGGCCUGUACCGUGCCCUGUGUAUCCGGGAGAAGUACAUGCACAAAUCUUUCCAGCGUUUCCCCAAGACUCCCUCCCAGUUCUUGCGCACUAUUGAAAGUGAGGUGUGGAAGCCAAAUGACGACCUGCUUCCAGUGUUCUCUCCCCCUGUGAAGAAAGACGAAGAUCCCUUCCAGUCUGGCAACUUGCCGGAGAAUCUGGGCUACCAUGUGGAAAUGAAAGAAGGUGUGGUAUACAUCUAUGCUGACAAAGAUGCUGCUGCCAGGGGUGAGCCCAAGGACCUGCCCUACCCUAACCUGGAUGUCUUCAUUGAUGACAUGAACUUCCUGCUGGCCCUUAUAGCUCAGGGACCUGUCAAAACCUACACACACCGACGCCUUCGGUUCCUCUCGUCCAAGUUCAGUGUGCAUGAGAUGUUGAAUGAGAUGGAAGAGAUGAAGGAGCUGAAGAACAACCCCCAUCGGGACUUCUAUAAUUGUCGUAAGAUCGACACGCACAUCCAUGCUGCAGCUUGCAUGAACCAGAAGCACUUGCUGCGAUUCAUUAAGAAGUCUUACCGCGAAAAUUCCGAAAGGGUUGUGUACAAAUCCAAGGACAAGACCUUGACGCUCAAGCAGCUCUUUGAGCAGCUCAACCUUCACCCUUAUGACCUGACUGUGGACUCCCUUGACGUCCACGCAGGCCGGCAGACCUUCCAGCGCUUCGACAAGUUCAACGCCAAGUAUAACCCGGUGGGUGCCAGUGAGCUGCGUGAUCUCUACCUCAAGUCUGAAAAUGCCCUCAAUGGUGAAUACUUUGCCACCAUCAUCAAGGAGGUUGGCUCUGACCUGGAGGAUGCCAAGUACCAGUAUGCAGAGCCACGGCUCUCCAUCUAUGGGCGUUCACCAGAAGAGUGGUCAAAAUUAGCCAACUGGUUCAACACACACCGUGUUUAUUCACCCAAUAUGAAGUGGAUGAUCCAAGUGCCCAGAAUCUAUGAUGUAUUCAGGUCAAAGAACUUUUUGCCACACUUUGGGAAGAUGCUGGAGAACAUUUUUGUGCCAAUAUUUCAGGCGACAAUCAACCCACAGGACAACAAGGAGCUGAGUGUGUUUCUGCGCCAUAUUACUGGUUUUGACAGUGUGGAUGAUGAGUCCAAGCACAGUGGACACAUGUUCUGCACCAAGAGCCCCAAGCCGGAGGAGUGGUCCCAUGAGAAGAACCCCUCCUACACAUACUACUUGUACUACAUGUAUGCUAACAUCACGGUCCUCAAUCAUCUCCGACGGGAACGCGGAAUGAACACUUUUCUGUUUCGUCCUCAUUGUGGAGAAGCUGGUGCUAUCACCCACCUGCUGGCUGCCUUCAUGACUGCAGAUAAUAUCUCCCAUGGUCUGAACCUCAAGAAGAGUCCUGUGCUGCAGUAUCUGUACUUCCUGGCCCAGAUCCCCAUUGCCAUGUCCCCACUCAGCAACAACAGCCUCUUCCUAGAAUAUGCCAAGAACCCACUUCUUGAUUUCCACCAGAAGGGCUUGAUGGUGUCUCUAUCCACCGAUGACCCUAUGCAGUUCCACUACACCAAGGAGCCUCUCAUGGAAGAAUAUGCCAUUGCUGCUCAGGUCUUCAAGCUCAGCACCUGUGACAUGUGUGAGAUUGCACGCUACAGCGUUCUGCAGUCUGGCUUGUCUCAUGAGGAAAAGCUCCAUAUUCUGGGAAAGAAUUACCAAGAAGAGGGGCCUCAGGGCAAUGACAUCCGCAAGACCAACGUGGCUCAGAUCCGCAUGGCCUACCGCUAUGAGACGUGGUGCUAUGAGCUCGAUCUUAUAGCCGAAGGGCUGAAAAGUACUGAAUAGAACCAGGCUUGAGUAAUGAAAUGGCAGUGCCAUUCAAUGCCAGGCAACUGUAGAGGAUGGAGAGUGAGGCCCCAACACUGUUGUUUCAGAUUACAUACAGUCUAAAAGAAAAUACGUGCAGUGUGUUUACUAA